Molecule: messenger RNA, 2053 nt
Organism: Terrapene triunguis (Three-toed box turtle)
Lineage: Eukaryota; Metazoa; Chordata; Testudines; Emydidae
Gene: SRSF2
Product: serine and arginine rich splicing factor 2
Exons: 3
Coding region: 311-976 (221 amino acids)
Molecular function (GO): RNA binding
Source: RefSeq, a predicted model, not a curated record
CCUCGCUCAUUUGCUAGUAGCAGUGGUGAGAGGCGGGUGGCCGCUGCGCUGCAUUUGCCCUUCCCCCUUCUUGGCCGCCGAUCCCCGGGCUGGGUGCCCGUCUGUCGCCUCCACGGAGCCCGUGAAUCUUCUGCGAUCUCAUUACACGGCCUGUAGCUUUCCACCUUUGUGGCCUAAAGGUCGGGGCCCGCUUCGGCGUCUAUUCCCUGCCUUCAGGGGCCUCCCAGGCCAGAUCCGGUACCGACUCUCCUGAUCUGUUCGCCAGGUUUCUCUCCUCAGUCCCGCCGCCCCUCGGGGGCCUCUGCCCGCCAUGAGCUACGGGCGCCCCCCGCCUGAUGUGGAGGGCAUGACUUCCCUGAAGGUGGAUAACCUGACCUAUCGCACGUCUCCAGACACGCUAAGACGCGUCUUCGAAAAGUACGGGCGGGUGGGGGACGUCUACAUCCCCCGGGACCGCUACACCAAGGAGAGCCGCGGCUUUGCCUUCGUCCGCUUCCACGACAAGCGCGAUGCCGAGGAUGCGAUGGACGCCAUGGACGGCGCAGUGCUGGACGGCCGAGAGCUCCGCGUCCAGAUGGCCCGUUACGGGAGGCCCCCGGACUCCCAUCACAGCCGCCGGGGGCCGCCGCCGCGCCGAUACGGAGGUGGCGGCUACGGACGCCGCAGCCGCAGCCCCAGAAGACGCCGCCGUAGCCGAUCCAGGAGCAGGAGCCGCUCUAGGUCCCGCAGUCGAUCCCGCUACAGUCGGUCCAAGUCCAGAUCCCGCACACGCUCGCGAUCUCGCUCGACCUCUAAGUCUAGGUCUGCCAGGAGAUCCAAAUCCAAGUCGUCAUCCGUCUCCAGAUCCCGAUCCAGGUCGAGGUCCAGAUCCAGGUCUAGAAGUCCCCCACCAGUCUCAAAGAGGGAAUCUAAAUCCAGAUCCAGGUCUAAGAGCCCCCCCAAAUCUCCCGAAGAGGAAGGAGCUGUAUCCUCUUAGGAAAAUGAUGCAUCAGAUAAAUGAGAAAUCUACAUAAAGGACGCCUCUGGGGGAAAAAGAUCCUAUGAAUCUUCAGUCCAUUGGAGAGACCCCAGGCACAAGCAACCAGCUGUUGAAAAGGUUAUUUUGUAACAUUUUUGUCUAACUUUUUACUUGUUUAAGUUGAGCCUCAAAUGGCAGACUUUACAUUUUAUGUGCCAUUUUGUUGCUGUUAUUCAAAUUUCUUGUAAUUUAGUGAAGUGAACGACUACCGAUUUCAUUAUUGGCUUGGAUAUUUGAGGUAAAUUUUCAUUUUUGUUUAUAUAGUGCUGGCUUUUGUUUGACUUUAAAAAAAAAAAAAAAAAACUGAUGGUAACUUAAUUUGUUGCCUCAAGUUUCAUGUUGCGGAAACAUGCAGCCAUUACAUGCCGAGUAGCUGACUGUCAAGGAAGUGUUCUCAAUUUGCCUUCAUUCCUUAAAUAAAAUUCUGCAAAACUUCUUCGGAUGUAAACUUCUUGUAAAUGCUAUUUGCUUUGAAUUUAAAUAGUAUCGUCUAUUCCAAAUUUGUAUAAAACUUUUCAGGUGACAGUUGAUUUUUGAAAGGAUUGUUUUAUCAGACUCAAUUCUAAUCUCUUCUCUUAUGUAUUUUUGUGCACUAGGCGCAGUUGUGUAGCAGUUGAGUAAUGCUGGUUAGCUGUUAAGGUGGCGUGUUGCAGUGCAGAGUGCUUGGCUGUUUCCUGUUUUCUCCUGAUUGCUCCUGUGUAACGAUGCCUUGUCGUGCAGAAACAAAUGGCUGUCCAGUUAAUUAAAAUGCCUGACAACUGCACUUCCAGUCACCCGGGCCUUGCAUAAAAAUAAUGGAGCAUACAGUGAGCACAUCUAGCUGAUGAUAUACACACCUUAUUUUUUCCAGAAUGGUAAAUCUUACCAUCUUCUUUUAUGAACUUGCAUAUAAGAAAUGUAAUGUUAAGAGCAAAUGUUUCAUUCCUUUGUAAGUACUGAUUGGUGUAUCUUUUGCUUAUGACAUUAUGUACUAUAACCACUGUCCCUGUAGUUACUAUUAAACAUUUUUCUUGGUGUUAACUUUUCUCAAUCUAA